UCAGACUUCCUGACAGUUCUCUAUUCAAAGAAAGAUGGAUUGCUUGUUGUGGUUGUUGUCGUUUUUCUUCGUUGUAGCACUUACAAUGAGUCUGACUAAUGCAGACGUGGAUAACAUUUUAAAAGAUAAAAUUUGCCAACGAAAACGUGAUGAUAUAUUGAAGAAUCCCAUCCUAAUUGGCCAAAUAAUACCACAAUGUGAUAAAGAUGGUAACUUUAAUGCCAGACAGUGUUCAGGUUCAACUGGAAGUUGUUGGUGUGUUGAUAAGUGGAGUGGACAGGAAAUAGAGUUUCAACAUCAGGACAAAAAUGGCCUUCCAUUAUGUGAGCCAAAUUGCUUUCUGUAUCUGGAAAACAUGCAGUCAAUCUUGAUCCAUGGUGAACCAUUUCCUCUUUCUUUUAUGCCACACUGCAAUGAGAAAACUGGUUAUUUUCAGCCGAAACAGUGUAUGAAAGAGGAAUGUUGGUGUGUCUCUAAGCUGGGAAAAGAGAUUAAAAAUACUCGUGGUUCAAAGCCAGAGGUUUUGUGUCAAACAUGAAUACCAUUACCAAAUCUAGCUUUAUACCUAACUUUAUUCAUAAACAAUUUAUAUUAAGUAUGUUGAAAGACAAGAAGUUGGAAAUGAUCCUAAUUUUGCAGUUUCUGCUGUGCAAAAAAGGGGAAGUUCAGAAUUGAGAAAACACGAAACAAUCAAUUUAGAAUACACACAGUGGCAUAGCCAGCCUCAUGAUUUAGUCCUGCAAUGCAAAUUUAAAGUCGUUAGAAUUAUUCAUUUCUUUAGAAAUUCGUUAUUUUCAAUGAACACCAAAAUAGUAGCAAUAUAGCAGGACUAAAUCGACCACAACUACGUUAGGAGAACGCUACUGGAAAUAAGUAAGCUCAGAGAAGGUCAGUGAGUCGUUUCUGAACGUCACUAAAUUCGCUUAGUGUAAAUCUGGCCCUGCUACUUUGCUACUAACGUGUUUAAAUUUGCCUGAGAAAUGUUGCAGAAGGAAAAACAUCAUAGGACAUAGUCCUAGUGUUCCCAGUUACCACCAUCUUGAUUGAUUUUCCAACUCAUGUGCAAAAAAUCUUUUAUCGUUGCCAUGUCUUUAUUGCCACCCAAUAAACGAUACGCGUUGUAAGCCAUCACAAAAUAAACAAGCUGAAGGUGUCUAAACUUUAAAAAACCGGAAGGAAAUUUCGAAAAAGCAAUCAAGAUGGCACCCCCAUCAUGACAAAUGAAGAAAAAUCAUGACGUUAUAUGCAAAUAAAUAAAUAAUGUAUAGUAAAAAAAACUAAUGAAACAGAUUACAAACAAUCAUAAACUUGGCUAUAAAUUAGUUUAGGGUUUCCUUAAUAUUAAUCAAUAAUACUAAAUUAUAUAAGCAAAUCCUACGCAUGUCAUCUGAAAACUGUAUAAAAUGCUGUUUUUAAUUACUUUUAUGAAAUUUUUGAUGCAUAGACAUAGCUUUUGGGAUAUUCCCGUGCGAAUGUGUGCAAAGUGCAAUAAAUGAAUAAUCAUGUUAGAG
Molecule: messenger RNA, 1511 nt
Organism: Dendronephthya gigantea
Lineage: Eukaryota; Metazoa; Cnidaria; Anthozoa; Malacalcyonacea; Nephtheidae
Product: saxiphilin-like
Exons: 4
Coding region: 35-538 (167 amino acids)
Source: RefSeq, a predicted model, not a curated record